CGAGCCAGCUACAUCUCCCUGCCGGAAAAGCUGCAUACCUCGCCGGACGGCGAGGGACGCAGCGGCGGCGGCGCCAGCUCCGCCGGAGAUCAGGUCCCAAAUGCCGGCCGCCACUGGGAGGAGGAGCCGGCGAGGUACCGCUGGCGUGGCCGCCAAAGAGAGCGUUGUGGGGGCCGCCAGUGGGGCCAAGCAGUGAGGGCGGAUGCACCCUGCGGCGCCGGCUGGAAAACGGAAGGAGGUCGACGCCUGGUGGAGGAGGGUCGUCGGAAAAGCGGGCGCCAUUUUGAAGGGGAACGAAGGAGACUUGUUGGUGGAAAGAAGAUGUACAGAUAUGUCAAAUGCUAUCCCUUCUCCUUCUCAAGGGAUUGGAAACGUGAGAUACAAAGCUUUCGAUCAACUUGAAGGACUAGAAGUUGCUUGGAACCAGAUCAAAGUUGGAGAUUUACUUCGGAACAAUGAUGAUUUGGAGAGGCUGAGAUCAGAAGUGCGGUUGCUUAAAACCCUCAAGCAUAAAAACAUAAUAAAGUUCUACAAUUCAUGGCUUGACAAAAGAAGCAACAAUAUAAAUUUCAUCACGGAGGUUUUCACAUCAGGGACGUUGCGCCAGUACCGGAUUAAGCACAAGAAGGUAGACAUUAGAGCUUUAAAGAAAUGGUCAAGGCAAAUCUUGAGUGGUCUUGUCUACCUGCACAGCCAUGAUCCACCAGUGAUCCAUAGAGACUUAAAAUGUGACAAUAUAUUCACGAAUGGAAACCAGGGUGAAGUAAAGAUUGGAGACCUUGGUUUAGCGAAUAUCCUGGAUAAUGCACGUUCAGCUCAUAGUAUCAUUGUGCAGAAAACAAAAGGAUCUUUACCUUUGGAUGGUGAUGCUAUGUAGAAGAACACUGCAGCAAGUUCUUCUUAGGAAUAAGGGUGUUCUCGACAAAGAAAGCUUGUACCUUAAAACAGGAGGAUACAAGAAGCUGGAGUGAUUGUCUGAAGGCUUUUGAACUGCUUGAAGCAUUAGUGUAGCUUUGGUGCUUUUGUGACUGAUCAACUCUGGAGCAGCUAGAGUGAUGUAGUUGUGGGCUUUUGAACAAUAGCUGGAGUGAUAUGAAACAUUAGUGAUGUAGUUGUGGGCUUUUGAACUGCUUCAAGCUGGAGUGAUGUCAAUGUGGUGCUUUUGUGAUUGAUCACCUUUGGAGUUUUUGUGAAUGAUCUAGCUAGCUAUCUGUAAAUGAUCUAGUUGUGAAUGAUAUUAUAAUUGUGAUGCUUUUGUGAAUAUAUAAUUGUGGUGCUUUUGUGUU
This is a messenger RNA of Zea mays, 1286 nucleotides long. RefSeq lists its product as uncharacterized. Gene Ontology annotation, biological process: protein phosphorylation. Bases 203 to 877 code for a protein of 224 amino acids. Gene Ontology annotation, molecular function: protein kinase activity; ATP binding. Lineage: Eukaryota; Viridiplantae; Streptophyta; Magnoliopsida; Poales; Poaceae. The record is from RefSeq and is marked predicted. The transcript has 5 exons.